AUGUCGUCUUCAAAGAUGACUAUUGGUAAUAAUUUACUUCGACGAUUGAAAUCGUUGGGUAUUGACAUAAUUUUCGGAGUGCCUGGUGAUUAUAACUUGCCAUUUCUUGAUCAGAUCGAAGAUUUUGGUGGUAUUCAAUGGGGCAAUAACUGCAAUGAAUUGAAUGCAUCCUAUACAGCCGAUGGAUAUGCUCGUAUUCGAGGCAUUGGUGCUCUUGUGACAACAUUUGGUGUCGGUGAACUAUCAGCUAUAAAUGGUAUUGCUGGUUCAUAUGCUGAAAUGGUAUCGGUGGUACAUAUUGUUGGAACACCUCCGACUACAUCGCAAAUCAGCAGUGCUAUUCUUCAUUAUACACUUGGUAAUGGUGAUUUUCAAGUUUUUGCAAAUAUGUAUAAAGAAGUCACGAUUGCUCAAGCAACUUUAACAAAAGAAAAUGCUGUUGAAGAGAUCGAUCGUAUUCUUACUCAAUGUUUGCUUAAAGGUCGACCAGUUUAUAUAGGUUUAGCUGUAGAUCUUAGUGGUUACGAGGUCAAUCUUGAUUCAUCAUCUAUUAAACCACUUAAUUUAUCACUUGUGCGAAAUCCAAAAAAUGAACAUCAAGCAGCUCUUGAAAAUGUACUUGAUCUUGUUAAAAAGGCUGAACGUAUGAUUGUUAUUGUUGACGCAUGUGCUGUUCGACAUGAUAUAAUGAACAAAGUUUUAAAAUUUAUUGAACAUACUCAGUUACCUGUUUAUGUAACACAUAUGGCUAAAGGUGGUAUUGAUGAAGAUCAUCCACAAUUUCGUGGCGUUUUUGCAGGAAAUUGUUCAACAGAACAAGUACAGGAAGAAGUGUAUGAUGCAGAUCUUAUUCUUUCUAUUGGCUCAAUGAAUAGUGAUUUUAAUACAGGUGGUUUUACGUAUCGUUUAUCACAGAAAAAGACUAUUGAAUUCCAUACGUAUCAUACCAAAAUUUUUUAUGCUAUAUAUGAUAAAGUUGAUAUGCGUGAACUUUUACCUGAUUUAACUGAACAUUGGCCAACCGAUAUUAUUUAUUCAUAUAAAGGUAAACCAUAUGAAAUUGAAAAACCGAUAUUAGAUUCCAAACAUCAAUAUGAAAUUGUACAAGAAUAUUUCUGGCAUAAAUUAUCAGUCUUUAUUCCAGAAAAUUCAAUCGUUAUUGCUGAAACUGGAACAUCUGAAUUUGGUAUUUUUAAUAUGCGUGCACCGCGCGGUGUUACAUUUUUAACACAAAUAUUAUGUGGUUCAAUCGGUUAUUCUGUUGGUGCAGCUUUAGGUGCAGCAUUAGCUGCAAAAGAUCAAAAUCGUCGAGUUUUUGUUUUAGUUGGAGAUGGUUCUUUUCUAAAGUAUCAUCAAUGUUACGAUGUAAAAACUAAUAUAGUUAUUAUUGUAUUGAAUAAUGAUGGCUAUACAAUCGAAAAACUUAUUCACGGUCCUGAUCGUCUUUAUAAUAAUAUUCAAAUGUGGCGUUAUCAUAAGAGUUUUGGAUAUUUUGGUGAUGGAUUAAAACAAAAUCGAGAACAAGCCGUUACGAGUUUUGCUGAUAUGGUUAAAACUCGAGAAGAAUUCGAAAAAGCUAUAACGCAAGCAUUGAAAGAAACUGAUAAAAUUCAUUUUGUCGAAGUUGUUAUGUCACCUAUGGAUGCACCGAAAAGUUUAGUACUAACUAUUGAAGGUACAAGAGAAUACAAGAAACGAAAGCAUGAAACACAAGAAUAA
Messenger RNA from Rotaria sp. Silwood1, 1719 nucleotides. The record is from the annotation of a GenBank genome assembly. NCBI's taxonomy places the organism in Eukaryota, Metazoa, Rotifera, Eurotatoria, Philodinida, Philodinidae.